Pochonia chlamydosporia 170 is the source of this 1380-nucleotide messenger RNA. RefSeq names its product 1,3-beta-glucanosyltransferase gel1. The transcript is spliced from 3 exons. Gene Ontology annotation, cellular component: fungal-type cell wall; cytoplasm. Gene Ontology annotation, molecular function: 1,3-beta-glucanosyltransferase activity. The record is from RefSeq and is a predicted model, not a curated record. Gene Ontology annotation, biological process: fungal-type cell wall (1->3)-beta-D-glucan biosynthetic process. The coding region runs from base 1 to 1380 and encodes 459 amino acids. Lineage: Eukaryota; Fungi; Ascomycota; Sordariomycetes; Hypocreales; Clavicipitaceae.
AUGAAGGGCUUCGUAUUUGCGUCGGCCCUGGCUGCCAUUGGCGCCGUCAGCGCAUCGCCGACUCCCACCGAACAGGAGCCUCCCACCAAGCGCGAUACCUUCCCUACCGUCACAGUUUCCGGCAACGCUUUCUGGAAAGGCAAGGAGCGAUUCUACCUGCGCGGUAUUGACUAUCAGCCCGGCGGCUCUUCAGCCAACGAGGAUCCUCUUGGCGACACUGACGUCUGUCUCCGCGAUAUUGAGAACUUCAAGGACCUUGGUGUCAACACAAUCCGUGUCUAUGCUGUCGACAACAAGCUCAACCACGACAAGUGCAUGAAGGCUCUUCAGGAUGCCGGUAUUUAUCUGGUCCUCGAUGUCAACAACCCCAAGUACUCCAUCAACCGUGGCAACCCCGGUCCCUCGUACAAUGCCAAGUACCUCCAGAGUGUCUUUGCCACCGUCGAGAUGUUCGCCAAAUACCCCAACACUCUUGCCUUUUUCUCCGGUAACGAGGUCAUCAACGACGAAAAGAACACCGACAAGUCUGCUCCCUAUGUCAAGGCUGUUACUCGUGACAUGAAGAACUACAUGAACUCCCGUGGUCUCCGCAAGGUUCCAGUCGGCUACUCCGCUGCCGAUGUCUCUUCCAACCGAAUGCAGACAGCUCUUUACAUGAACUGCGGCUCCGAUGACAUGCGAUCCGAUUUCUUCGCUUUCAACGACUACUCUUGGUGCAACACCAACUUCAAGCAGGCAGGCUGGGACCAGAAGGUUAAGAACUUCACCGACUACGGCAUUGCUAUCUUCUUGUCCGAGUACGGAUGUAUUGACAACCGGCCUCGUAAGUUUGAGGAGGUUGCUGCCAUGAUGGACAGCGAAAUGACUGGGGUCUACUCUGGUGGUCUGAUGUACGAGUACUCGUAUGAGGACAACAAGUACGGCAUCGUUCAGCUCAAGGGCGGCCUCAAGGCCAAGACUGUCGAGAAAAUGGAUGAGUACGACGCCUUCAAGUCUGCUCUCAAGGCCAAUCCUGCCCCCACUGGCGCCGGCGGUGCUGCUUCGACCACCCACUCCGCCAGUUGCCCUACGUCUGAUGCUGGAUGGCAGGUUAACCCCAGCCUCGUCCCUCAGAUGCCCGAUCAGGCUCAAAAGUAUAUGAAGAGCGGCGCCGGCCAGGGCCCUGGCUUUGACCUCGAUGGCGAUGGUUCCCAGAACGCUGGUGACAGCGGUACCGCUACCGCUAGCGUCACUGGCGGCUCAGCAUCUCCCACUGGCAGCGGCGGAGCUAAGGAGUCCGACAGCGCAGGUGUCUCGACCCUUGGCGCCGUUGAUAAGGCACCUUAUAUCGUCACUGGCCUUACAGUCCUUUUCACUCUGUGCGGCACCUUGCUUCUGUGA